UUCUGUCUUGUCUCUCAUUCAAUCAAUCUGUCUUAUCCCCUUCUCCUCUCCCUCUCCUCCCCCCUCCCCUCACUCUCCCUUGAUCCUCCUAUACCUAACACCACACCAUGUCCGAUCCCGAGCCCUCCUCUCCGCCAUCAUCAGCCCAACCCGCCGACUCGACCGCCGCCGCCGCCCUCAACUAUGCCUUCCUUGUCCACUCCCAGAAGACCCUGACUCAGAACCUCCCCCCACGCGUCGACAACAAAUUGCUGGCCCGCCAGAAACGCCGUCGGACCAGUCCCGAAGACCACGCGAUCCUGGAGACAGAGUACCAACGGAACCCCAAACCAGACAAGGCCGCCCGCGCCAGUAUAGUCAGUCGCGUGUCGUUGGGGGAGAAGGAAGUCCAGAUCUGGUUUCAGAAUCGCCGUCAGAACGAUCGUCGGAAGUCCAAACCCCUUCAGCCUCACGAGCUCCUCGCACCGCGGUCCGACGCGUCGAAGCCCAGUGGAAGUGACGAGUCCCUACCGACGGAACCAGGGUCGUCUAGUGGCACGGAGCAGUCGGAGGAGAAUAGCCAGGACCAGAUCCCCGCGACCCAAUCGUCCGACAACAACGCGUCGUUCGACUCGGACCUGGUGCACGGAGACAAGAAUGACCUGGAGCAGCCGGGCCUGAGCUCGCAGACCAGCCUGGCCGUGACGGAACCCAUGGAGGAUUCGCAAAUAGCGCCGCCCGAGACAAUGCCCGAGCCCGAGUCGACGCAACCCCAAUCCCUGGAGGAAACACCGCCGCUCGACGAAUCAUUGCAGAAUUCCGUCAAGAGAAAGCGCUCCUUCUGCGAGAACCGCGGGAGCAGGCCCUCGAUGCCGGAAGCGUCGACCCCGGGCACGGCCCACGAUGUGAAGUCCCCGCCCUCGCUGCGGAUCUCGCUCUCGUUCGAUGGGGAGGCCAUGGUGCGCAAGGAAGACGAACUCACCCCGUCGCCCCCGAAAGGGCGGAACGCCCUCCGCAUCGCCAUGUCGUCGGACGGGAAGGCCGUGAUCCGCGCGGACGGCGAGCCCUCGCCGUCCAAGAACCGCAUCUCCAUGUUCUCCGCCCGCAAGCCGCGCUUUGCCGGGCUGCGGCGCAGCAGCAGUGCCGUGGCCUUCAGUACGCCCCGGGGCGGUCCCACGGAGGCCGAGCGACUCUUCGGCCGAUCGCGCGACCCCCGCAACUGGGAAUCCUUCUUCGAUACCGAUGCCAGAAGCGCCCUGUCGACCCCGACCAGCGCCCAGAGCGCCCCCAACGCGGGCUCCCCCGGCCUCUUCCGCGCGCGCGGCCAGCGGUCGCUCACCCGCAGCCUGUCGGCCAGACAUGGCAACGCCCUCCACCACGCCCACUCCCACUCCGACUACCUGAACACCCCCGUGCCCAAACCCUCCGGCGAGAAGCGGCGGAAGCUGUCGCGCACGGUCUCCUCCCUGGGCCGCCUCGAAACCGGCCGCGCCCUCGGCAACCGAACCCCCCACACGGCGCCCAACUCCAAAGGGUACUCGACGAAGGAGGACGGCGACAUGGAGUUGCACUGGGGGGACUCGGAUAAGGAGAACUGGAUCCCGGGGACGCGAGUCUCCCACGUCCGUCGACGCGCCACCUCCCAAUACCACCCCUCCCGCCGCCCGGUGCUCAAGGAGGCCAACGGCGGGAAAGCCAGCCGGGAGUCGGGGUCGAGCGGUCGGUUCCGAGGGCCGCAGUCGCAGUCGCAGUCGCAGUCGCAGUCGCAGUCGCAGCAGCAGGAGGGGGCCAAGGAGGCGCCCGAGGUGGAUGCCGAGGUGUCGGCGUUCAUGAACGGUGGCGGCAGUGCCAGCCAGGAAGAAGACCUGGACUGUAUCCAGGGCCUCCUGUCGCUGAGCCAGGGGGCCUGGAGAUAAACCGAUGAUUGAUGAUCGGUUUGAUUACGAACCUUUCCUUUGUACCUUCUCUUCUUCUUCUUCUUCUUCUUCUUCUUCCCCUUCUU
Aspergillus heteromorphus CBS 117.55 is the source of this 1981-nucleotide messenger RNA. RefSeq names its product homeobox domain-containing protein. The record is from RefSeq and is a predicted model, not a curated record. Gene Ontology annotation, molecular function: RNA polymerase II cis-regulatory region sequence-specific DNA binding; DNA-binding transcription factor activity, RNA polymerase II-specific. The coding region runs from base 108 to 1895 and encodes 595 amino acids. Gene Ontology annotation, biological process: regulation of transcription by RNA polymerase II; cell differentiation. The transcript is spliced from 3 exons. Lineage: Eukaryota; Fungi; Ascomycota; Eurotiomycetes; Eurotiales; Aspergillaceae.